Molecule: messenger RNA, 1307 nt
Organism: Monodelphis domestica (gray short-tailed opossum)
Lineage: Eukaryota; Metazoa; Chordata; Mammalia; Didelphimorphia; Didelphidae
Gene: ALKBH6
Product: alkB homolog 6, nucleotide demethylase
Cellular component (GO): nucleus
Source: RefSeq, a predicted model, not a curated record
AAGAACAGGUGUCUGUCACAGAGUCCGGAAGUCACAGAAGGCAGUGGUCGAGACCACUGCGAUAGCAACGCGAGGGGUGAAAAUAGAUUCGAGGCUGAGGGUCGAACCAGGCUGGGCCGCUGGCCGAGGGAGGCAACCAUGGACCAAUUGGAUGCUGUGAUCCCUUCACUGGAACCCUUCAGGGUAGAGCAGGUUCCACCCAUCAUUUACUAUGUCCCAGAUUUCAUCUCUGAGCAAGAAGAGACAAAGCUGCUCCGACAGGUGUAUGAGGCUCCAAAACCCAAAUGGACACAGCUUUCUGGGCGGAAAUUACAGAACUGGGGUGGGCUCCCCCACCCAAAGGGGAUGGUGCCUGAACAGCUGCCUCAGUGGCUCCAGCGCUGUGUGGACACGGUCUCGGGGCUCGGCCUGUUCGGGGGUGCCAAAGCUAAUCACGUCCUAGUAAAUGAAUACCGGCCAGGAGAGGGCAUCAUGCCAAUAGGGUGGGACUGGCCAGGAAGACGCCGAGGCAGAUGCCCACGUCCUGGAAUGUUCUGGUCAGCAGAGACAGUGAGGGGGCGUGCAGGUCACAGGAGAGAGCGUCCAGGCUGUCAGGACCCCAAGGGACUAGAAGCAGCUCCCCAUGAGGACGGCCCCCUGUACUACCCAACCGUCAGCACCAUCAGCCUGGGCUCCCACACCAUACUGGAUCUGUACCCGCCUCGAGGGCCUGAGCUGGAGAAGGACCCCCAAGAGGAGCAGCAGUCCCAGCUUCACCCCAAGUUCUCUCUGCUGCUGGAGCCCCGAAGCCUCCUGGUCCUCCGAGGGGAAGCUUACACCCACUUCCUCCACGGCAUCCGCCCCACAUUGAUGGACUCACUGACCGAGACCCCAGUGGCCAAUGCUUCUGCCUGCCCCUCUGCCCAGCCCGGGGCCCUGCUCCCCCGCGGCACACGCGUCUCUCUGACUAUUCGAAGGGUCCCCAGAGUGCUCCGUACCAGCCUCUUGCUGAGCAAGAGAUCUCUGAGCACCCCAGGGAUCUCUAAGCACCAAUUAAACUCAGGGAUCUCCAAGCACCAACUAACCCCAGAGAUCUCUAAGCACUAAGUCAACCCCGGGCCCUCCAAACACCAAUCCAACCCAGGGAUCAGAUCACCAAGCGCCAGUGAGCUCCUUAAUCAUCCCACCCUCCCUGCCUGCCUCAGACUCCUGGCUCUGAGUUGGCAGAAAGAAUUGAGGGAGAAAGCAAUCCCAGCCCAGUCCUUGGGGAGGUGGUUCUGCCUGCAGAGUUCCCAUCCUGGUUCAGGAAUAAACUACACUGACCUCGA